Coregonus sp. 'balchen' is the source of this 2523-nucleotide messenger RNA. The record is from the annotation of a GenBank genome assembly. Lineage: Eukaryota; Metazoa; Chordata; Actinopteri; Salmoniformes; Salmonidae.
AUGGACUAUACUGUAUACUCCAGCCUUGCAACCAUCUGUGCUUUUAUCCUUCUGUUCAUCCAUUUUGUGAAAUAUCAAGAGGGCUCGGUUCUAGCAAGUCUGUCUAGUAUUGCUGACUACUGCAGUUAUGGUACUUACACUCCCUUUCUCUUUCUUUCCCUCCCCCCGCACCCAACCUCUCUUUCUCUCUCUAGCGAGAGUCCGUUCAGCGAGCCGGGUGGGGAGGCGGAGCCUGACGGCAGCACAGAGACCCAGACCAGUGAGGAGGGUACGCUCUGACCUCUACACAAUCAACCAGUGUGCUUCUCUCUCAUUCACCAAUGAUAGAGCUGUCUCCAUGGCAACAGCUAGCAUAGAGACCCCCCCCUCUCUCCCCUGUCGCUGUGUGCAGUGUGUGAUUCCCAUUGUAGGGGGGAUGGGGUGCGGUGGGGUGAUGGCUAGCCAAGACUCUUAUGCUCUGAUUUUCACGUCCCCCUCGUUCCUCAUUGGCUGAGGUCGGGGCAAGGUCGAGCCGGGGAGAUGAAUAUUUGACAGGUCCCCCUCGAUCAUACGAUCUGGCUCUUCUCUCCUUUUUCUCUGUCCUCCCCCUUCCAGCCCCUUCUCUCUCUGUUUCUCUCUUUCUCUAUAAGUAUUUUCCUCCCUCCCUCCUCAUCUUUCUUUCUCUCUCUCUAUCCCCCUCUCUCUCUGUCUCUCAGAGGGGGAAGCAGUAGAGGCGGUGGCCAGGUUUGACUAUACGGGCCGGUCGGGGCGGGAGCUCUCCUUUAAGAAGGGAGUGACCCUGCAGCUGUUCCAGCGUGCCUCACAUGACUGGUGGGAGGGGCGACUCAACGGCACCCAUGGCCUGGUGCCUCACCAGUACAUAACACUGAAGGACAGGCAAGUACACGGCUACAGCAUAGCUAGCACAUAGCAUACACACUAAGUAACACAACCAUGCCAAGAGAACGUCUGUAAAAUAUGCCUACAGCGUUAUCCCGUUGUGGAUUGUUAUCAAAUUAACUGUAGAAUGAGGAAUUUACGUGCUCAACUCCCUUUUCAGUGUCAAAGGAACUGCCCAUGAUUCUUUAAACAGUUUUUUGGGGGGAUUGAUGGAUUGAUUGACUGACUGAUUAAAUUGAUUGAUGACCUAAGUUAUUAAUUAAAUUGAUUGGAGUGAACAAUUACUGGCCACUGGUAUUGAUUGACUAAUUUAUCAUUUGUCUGAUUAGUUAGAGUGCCCUGAUUGGUUGGGGAGCAGGUUCUGUUUAGUGCUGAUUGGUUGGUAAGAGGUUCUGUGUGGUGUUUCAGGCCUGACUCUGCAUCAACAGUGGACAGCGACAGUGGGAGCACUAGCAAUGACGACAAGAGAGCCAGAAGGGAGCUGAGCUCUCCUGCUGACAGACAGCCAGAGACCUACAAUAGGUCAGUAGCUAGAUUGCCUGAGACCUACAACAGGUCAGUAGUUAGAUCGCCUGAGACCUACAACAGGUCAGUAGUUAAAUCGCCUGAGACCUACAACAGGUCAGUAGUUAAUAACACACAACAGACCACCACAGACUUAUAACUUGCACAAAGCUAUCAAGCUAAGCUAGCGGUUUGUGGAGUGUAUUGAUUUAGUCAAGCGCUUAUCUUAGCCAACGGUCUAUACUGUACGUCUCUCCACAGCAGCCACCGCAGGAAGCGGACUGACAUUUUCCACCGCCCCCUCGGUCUCUCUAAAGACCAUGGUAACGGGGGUGUGUUGGAGAGGAACUCACCGCCCGUCACUGGUCACUUCAGCCCGCGGGAGCUCCUUCUGGGGCGGGGCACUGGCUUAACCCCGCCUCUCGACAGCCCAGAGCGUCGUCGCCGUUCCACUGCCGUGGUAACGGUUACCGUGAGCCGCCAAGAUACGCUGCGUCGGCCUGAAGACACACCUAUCCGGCGCUCCAGCAGCGGGCAGCACGGCUUCAGCUCCAGAACCCUAGACCCAGACACACUGGCACAGGUACACACUCUCACACAGCAAUUAUACAUAAACAGACAGCUUCUGCACACAUCAUCAAACUACACUUCAUCUUGUAUUUUCUCUCUGCCACUCCCUCUUUCCUCCACCCUGCCUCUUCCCCCUCUCUCUGUAGGACAUAGAUGAAAGUGUGAGUGUGGCUCUGGGGCAGCUGAGGCAGUUGGAGCGUGGGGGCUGCAGGCCGGCUCCUGACGUGGUCCUGGACACACUGGAGCAGGUUAAGAACAGCCCAAUCACAGCCUGCUCCUCCGAGUCGCCCAGCCCCCACAGCACCCCCUCCACCCCAGGGACUCCUGGUACCCCUAGUCCCCUCAGCCCUCUGAGCCCCCUCAUUCCCCUCCCUGGCCCCCCUCCCGCACCCCUCCGAUCCACCAACCCCUCUCCCUGACACCCUGGGCUCCUUCAAGCCCGUAGCGGGAGCUCCACUCCGUAUGGGGGCUCCGCUUCGCCCCCCAGCCCUGAGGCCCAAACCCCUGGUGCCCCCCAAGAGCAACACCCCCCCUCUGCCCCCGCUGCUGGACAAGUCCUGCACCAUGUGA